Messenger RNA from Spodoptera littoralis (African cotton leafworm), 999 nucleotides. The record is from the annotation of a GenBank genome assembly. NCBI's taxonomy places the organism in Eukaryota, Metazoa, Arthropoda, Insecta, Lepidoptera, Noctuidae.
AUGGUAAAAGCGCGCAAGUACGUUGUAGUCAACGAGUUCAAGGGUUGGCCUAAGCGUGAAGAUUUCCAAAUUGAGGAACACGAACUGCCGCCCCUCAAGGAUGGAGAGAUUCUAGUCAAAACUCAGUGGCUGAGUGUUGACCCAUACAUGCGAGCCCACAGUUCAAAAGAACGGUACGACCAAUUUGGCUACAAUAUUGCCGCAGUAAUAGAAACCAAGGCCGCUGACUACCCUGUUGGAACGAAAGUGGUAUCCCACAAGGGGUGGUGUGACUAUUGCAUCUUGGACACUAAUAAGGUAUAUGAGGACACCGGAAAAAUUUACAAACUUCCACUCAUGAAGGGUUUGUCUGAUUCGCUGGCAGUUGGUGCCGUGGGUAUGCCAGGUGCAACUGCAUACUUCGGAUUCCUGGAACACUGCAAACCUAAAGCUGGUGAGACAGUUGUAGUGACGGGGGCUGCGGGAGCUGUGGGCUCUCUGGUCGGACAGAUCGCGAAGAUCAAGGGCUGCAAGGUGAUCGGCUUCGCUGGCUCCGACGAGAAAGUCAAGUGGCUGGAGAGCAUCGGUUUUGACAAGGCGAUCAACUACAAGACUGCCGACAACGCGGCUUCACUGAGGGAAGCUGCUCCACAGGGAGUAGACUGUUACUACGACAACGUCGGCGGAGAGCUGAGCAGUACCAUCUUGUACCAGAUGAACCAACAUGGACGAGUCGUAGUUGUCGGUUCCAUCAGCUCGUACAACGAGGAUCGCAAUAAUUUACCCAAAGCAACAAUCUUACAACCUGCCAUUCUGUACCGUCGACUAUCAGUCAGCGGUUAUAUUGUAUUUGAUUCGCUUGAUAAGUUCCCUGAAGCAUUUGAUCAAAUCACCAAGUGGAUACAGAGUGGGAAGAUAGUGGCCAAAGAACAUGUCACGGAAGGUUUCGAGAAUCUCUAUGAUGCUUUAAUAGGAGUGUUGAAAGGUGAUAACAUUGGAAAGGCUGUUGUCAAAAUAUAA